AUGGUGGAGAUGGGCAGUAGUGCAGAAGGAUGGUGGAGGCCUGCAAUCAUUUUCUUCUUGAAACAUACUCCCAUCUUCUUCAAUCUUGCUGCCGUCAUCUUUCUUCUUCUUCACUUCUCUACAGUGACUUUGUUGUAUGCGUCCUUUGGAUAUUGGAAUUCUGGAUGCUUGGAUAUCUCGAUCAUUUUGAAAAUAAUGGAUGUUUAUUUUGAAUCUGAUAAAUUUUCUUCUUUUUGGAUAUUAGUCAAACUAUUUUCUUCCGGUAUCAUAUUAGAUUUAUGCUCUUGUGUGUUUGGUUAUCUUCGAGAUUCGAGUAUAGACAAAAUUCUUUCCAUGAAUAUGGCUUCAAACCCAUCAACUACUGCAAGUUGUACUCCUAUUAGCGUCGAUGAGUAUGAAAGUCCAGCAUAUGUUGUUUUCGAUCCUAACGUGUUACCUAUAACAAGUAAGCACACUUCGGCGGUUUGGAAUGAUUUCAAGAGAAAGAGAGUUGGUGGGGUAGAGAAGGCUGAGUGCAAUCAUUGUAAUAAGCUACUUUCCGCCGGUGCAAAGGCGGGAACUUCUCAUUUGAAGGACCACAUUCAAAGUUGUCGAAAGCGAAUAUGUCAAGAUCUUCGGCAAACAAGAUUAUUCGGUACACAACAUAAUGUGAAUGAUAGUAGUGAUUCUUUGACUUUGGCUCCUUAUGAAUUCCGUCAAGAAGAUGGAAGAAAGGACUUGGCCGAGAUGAUUAUAUUGCAUGAGUACCCCAUUAGCAUGGUUGAGCACUAUGGCUUCAGGAAGUACUCUAAGACUUUAUAACCUGGUUUUAAAGUACCGUGUCGUACCACUACUAGGAAGGAUAUAAUGAAGAGAUAUGAGGAUGAGAAGGACAAUAUUCUAGCUUUGUUGAGGAAAGUCAAAAGUCGAAUUUCAUUAACUACGGACAUGUGGACUGCAAGUAAUCAAAGGAAAGGCUAUAUGGCAGUCACUUCACAUUUCAUUGAUAAUGCGUGGAAGUUGCAAAGUCGAAUCAUAAGGUUUCUUUAUGUCCCUGCCCCACAUAAUGCCGAGGUUCUUGCCGAUGCAUUAAAACAAUGCAUUCA
Molecule: messenger RNA, 1085 nt
Organism: Amaranthus tricolor (Joseph's coat)
Lineage: Eukaryota; Viridiplantae; Streptophyta; Magnoliopsida; Caryophyllales; Amaranthaceae
Exons: 6
Coding region: 1-801 (266 amino acids)
Molecular function (GO): DNA binding
Source: RefSeq, a predicted model, not a curated record